AGCAACUCUAAUAACAUUUCACCAUCGGUUAUGUCAUCUGCGGGCUCGUGCGCUCUAAAAGCAUCUAGCGAUUUGCAAACAAUUGCCACUAAAUGCAUGUCCGGAAGCGCUUCAAACGCUUUGUCAAUGAUCUGUAAAUCGGAUUCAAGAAAACAGAUUGAUAAUGAGACCACUAUUAAUGGAACUGAAACGGAACCUAUUACAUUACUUGAGUGCAUAUGCAACGCGGGUUAUAUUGUGUUGAGCAGAUGUUUUAGCGCCGAGUUCUCCAAACUGACCGAUCAGUCCUCAAAACAGGCCAUUAAGACAUCAAUCGCCGAGAUUAAGACCUGUCUUCAAAACAUUAAUACUGAUUCUUCGAGCAAUAUCGAGUACGAGAUACCAGAGCUGUCGGACAGGAGUAUGGGUCUGAAAAAGAUGAAAAACUCGAAGGCGUCUAAAGAUGUAAAGUGGGAUAAAUUACACAAAAAACUGAGAAAAGGCAGUAAAUUGCAUAAGGCUAAGGGUGGCCAAGGGGACGGGCACCAGCACUCUGGCACCGGCAAACAUGGUACCGGCAAACACCCUGGUCACGCAGGUGGUAUGGGUAUGGGCGGUUUAAUGGGCACCAACCCAAUGGGCGCCCCCGUUAUGAGUCCCAUGUUAUCAAAUGCUCCCUCCGGUACAGUGAUUGAUAUUGGCCUAGAUGAGAAUGGUAAUUUUAUACCAGUGGGUGUAUCAGGCUCAAACGUGGGCGGAGUGGUGGUGAAGGACCCUAGUGGAAACACUAUGCCCUGGAAUGAGUUUACUAACAAUAAUAAACCAGUUGUUGGCGUUUCCGGUAUUCCCGCCGCACCCGUAAUGGAUUCCGGUUACGGGAAUGGUGUUUAUGAUAUGACCGGUAAUGAUGUCGUGGCAAAACCAGCAGUAAUGGCCGAUAAGACCCCCGACGAUGAGCUCGAUGAAAGUAUGGAUGAAUACGGACGCCUUAUGAGAAAGGGUCCUCAUGGUAGAUUAUUUUAA
Medioppia subpectinata is the source of this 1002-nucleotide messenger RNA. The record is from the annotation of a GenBank genome assembly. NCBI's taxonomy places the organism in Eukaryota, Metazoa, Arthropoda, Arachnida, Sarcoptiformes, Oppiidae.